Trichoplax adhaerens is the source of this 699-nucleotide messenger RNA. RefSeq lists its product as uncharacterized. Gene Ontology annotation, cellular component: membrane. Lineage: Eukaryota; Metazoa; Placozoa; Uniplacotomia; Trichoplacea; Trichoplacidae. The coding region runs from base 1 to 699 and encodes 232 amino acids. Gene Ontology annotation, biological process: G protein-coupled receptor signaling pathway. The record is from RefSeq and is a predicted model, not a curated record. Gene Ontology annotation, molecular function: G protein-coupled receptor activity. The transcript has a single exon.
AUGACAUUUUUCGCUAUCGCUGCUAUUGCAGGAAACAUCUUAGUCCUGCUAUCAAUCAAAAGGAAGAAGAGCUUACAAACUAUACGUAAUGUGUUUGUUGCUAAUCUAGCAGUAGCUGAUUUACUCUUUGCCAUUAUUGGUAUGUCAUUAGCAGCUGUAUCGAGUGUUACUGUUCGGUGGAUAUUUGGCUACGAAAUGUGCCAAAUACAAGGAUUUGCCAAUUCCUUCUUUUGUAUUGUAUCGCUAUUGACAUUAAGCGCAGUUAGUAUAGAUCGUUAUUAUGUUAUACUUCGUCCAUUGGAUUACCAUCGAAAAAUGAGCCCUAGAACUGUUACUUGUAUGGUUGUGUACAUAUGGCUACAUGCCUUUGUUUUUGCUGCUUUACCAUUUACUGGAUGGAGCACUUAUCGGUAUUACUAUGAAGAGUCAUUAUGUACGGCCGAUUGGGGCCAUAGCUUAAGCUAUACUUUAACAACAAUUGGAGCUGCUUUUUUUUUACCUUUAGCUAUUAUGGCUUAUUGUUAUUAUCAUAUAUUACGAGUUGCUCGGGCACAAUCGAAAAUAAUUGCCGCCGAAAUGGCUUCUUUAAAUCUUCCGGGAACACCAAGUGAGGACAAUAAUAAUAAUAGUAAUCAGGAACAUAAUCAGUCUAAUGGCAGUAAUUUUUACCAGUUGAUAUUAGAGAUAAAAGUCGUAUAA